UACCUUGACGGCCCCAGAGGACUGGCGUCUGCUACUUGCUUAUUGCCUCAUGUUUCACGAGUAGCCUCAUCCAACCGCCCUACUUACUUCAUCGUCGGCAGUACAUCUUGUGCAGAAGUCGAACUGCUCUCACCUUAGCAGGCAGUUGAAGUAUGUCACAGCACAACGGCAUCCCCCCGCAUCAAAGCAGACCUGGUGGCAGGUCUCACAUGGGUAACCUGAACCCGACAGCCGGCAACUUCAACCCAAACAGCAUGCCUCACUCUACCACAAGCACUGCCUUGGUCCCUCGGAACGAGCAGCCGAUGGAGCAAUCCGAUGACAACGCAGAGAUCCAUAUGCUUAGGGCACAACUAGCGAAUCUUGAGAACUUGUUUUCCAAUGAGCUCAUUCAGAUGCGCCGGGAGAUCGAUAUGCUGAAGAAAGGCGGUUGGACUGUCACUGUUGGACCCUUCCAAGCCCCCGACACGGUCGACAACUACGGCGCUGAUGCUAUCCACCGUCGUUUGGAGGACUCUAACAGCCUUCAACCUCUCACUUCGAGUUCCCAGCAACUACAGAUCGAACAGUCGGCACCAGAGAAUGCCUGCCAACCCACACCACCACAAACUCCAGACCAUGUCAAUUCCAGCGUUAGGCCUCUUGAUCCGGCCCAGACAUGUGAACAAUCAACUCAAACAGACGAGGUUCCUCAGAAAGCUGGGACGGCAUCUGGCUCUUUUGUUCAUGCUUCCACUUCAAAUGGACAUGAUGGAACACUUGGUGGCGAGCAAGACGAAAGCAUCGAGACCAGGAGAGCUGCCGCUGGUCUCACUUCUCAGACCAACGGACAGACAAAUGGAACUGUUCACAAGGCCCUUGCUCCUAAUGAGUCUGUAGUGGCUACGCCAGGCCCCGAACCGGAAGAGGAGUCGACGCCUGAUAAGCCAUUGCCAACUACUGAAGAUCCCGCCCAUGCGCUCAUGAAGAAGGAGCCCUCAUGGCAACCUCUCGGUAUCCGUGGUCUUCGUGCUCUCCCAGCAAGCGAGCUGUCGAAGGUCCCUGGUCCCUCUGCAAUGGUAGGUUUCGACCAUACUUUUAUUAAGAGGUUUUUUGGCGGUAGGCAAUGGUCGCCCGGAUUUCACUACGUCAAGGCCAAGGAGGGCCACUGCAUCCUCCCCAGCCGCAGCUUCUACAUACUGGACGCUGCAACGGAGCCGUACUUGCCUUCCAAGCCGGGAACGCAUGGCGUCAAGCUGACCGCCUUCUUCAACCCGGAGAACCCAGAGGAUGUCGACGGUAAAGUUGGCAGCCAUGCGUACGAGAACGUACCACUCUUUAUCCAGCACGUGGCCAAGGCCAAGGACAGCAGCAGCGGUGCGCCUUCCAACAACCUGAUCUACUUUGGCAUGUACAGUCAGUGCCGCUUCUCCGACAAGCUCGAUUACGACCGCAUGGUGGAGCGCGUGCCGCGGCACGUGAGGAUGUACUGGGCGGAAGAGCUGGCGAACGUUGCGCGCCCAGGAUGGGUCACUGACGCGCUAAAGCGGCACUUCUGCACGCCUCCGGCCUACGAGGGCCCAUUGCCGAACGCGGUAGGCGCGGAAGAGGCAGUUCUGCGCCAGGAGAUUGGCGCGCAUGUGCGUGAACUGACGGAGUGGGACGAGGAGGCGCGCAUCCUGGUCGCGAAGCUGACCAAGGAGAAGCUGUUGGAUGCGUUUGAGUCGGAGGAUUCGGGUGACCCGCCGGGACUGAGGUUGUGGUGGGAGUAUCUCGAAUGUGUGAACUGGGAUGAGAAGUUCUAUGAUAUGAUGGUCAAAGAGCAGCGGAAGUGGGCGGCGAAGGAGGGACGCUGGGCCGUCUGAUGAUCUAAUCUUCAGGAUACAUGGCCAUAUUGGAUGGCAUUUCUGCAGCCGGCAUUCCUUACUCACCAACACUAAUCACCAAUUAGGUCUGGCAUCCAUCAAAGCUACAACCACUAGCAAUCGGCAUCUCAGGCUGCAUUUUCUUCCUUCAUACUGCAGCGUCACAACAUCUUAAAGCAUCCCCCACGACUUCUUCGAACUCGACAUCAACUAACCAG
Messenger RNA from Aplosporella prunicola CBS 121167, 2062 nucleotides. RefSeq lists its product as uncharacterized. The transcript has 2 exons. NCBI's taxonomy places the organism in Eukaryota, Fungi, Ascomycota, Dothideomycetes, Botryosphaeriales, Aplosporellaceae. Bases 153 to 1844 code for a protein of 563 amino acids. The record is from RefSeq and is a predicted model, not a curated record.